This is a messenger RNA of Humulus lupulus (European hop), 1277 nucleotides long. RefSeq lists its product as uncharacterized. The transcript has 7 exons. Lineage: Eukaryota; Viridiplantae; Streptophyta; Magnoliopsida; Rosales; Cannabaceae. The coding region runs from base 565 to 1194 and encodes 209 amino acids. The record is from RefSeq and is a predicted model, not a curated record.
AAUAUCACGAAAAUAAUCAAAUGAAAUUAUCUGAAUCCCCAUCCUCAUCUAAUCUUCUAAAUCCCUAAUCCACAACCUAUACUAUUCCCAGCCGCCUCCUCUGCCCAUCCAAUAAGUCUUUGUCUUCUCCAUUCCUUUGAACUGCUGGAGCAAGAACCCAAAAGCAGCUCCUUCUCCCACAAGCGAGUCUUGCCAUCUCCCUCAAGAUGCUGUCUCUUCUGCUGGAGCAAGAACCUAGGCAUCUCCCUCGACUGUGAACCCUCACAAACUCGCUCCACGCGUGGGUUCGGUAUUUUGGUUUUCCAAACCCACGAAAGCCCAAAAGCACGGAAGUAUCGCCCGCCUCUCCCAGCCCUCACUCGUCUAGUUUUCUAUUGUCACCACGGUGUCGCUUCGAAGCAUAGAGUUUGCUCACCGUCGCCGUUUCCUACCUAAAGUAAAGAAGAAUAUGUUGCUGCCGGGGUCGACAGACAAUAGCAGGACAGGUGAGAUGGAAUAUAUUUUCAGGAAUAACAGUGUUGAAGAUGUCAGUUGGCUUGUUCUUUAUCUGAGUCUGAGCUUGAUAUGAUCAUUAGCUUAAAAAUGCUUGUACUUCAAUGUGCGAAAUUGUUUGGACAAGACCAAAUAACUCAAAAAUUUGACCUCAAGAUGCUUCGAGCUCUUGGGCUAAUUAUGAUGGAAUAUGUCAAAGAGAAGGUUAAGGAGAAGUCACUGGUUGCAGGUUUGGGAGAAUCUGUUGCAUUCUUGGAUUCUUGUAAUCUAUUAAAAUGUGAUGUUGAAAAUAUUUUGGAUAGCGAGGAGGUAUUAAAUUGUAUAGCUGCUAAAUUGAGAAAGAGACAUGCAAAUAGGGUCUGCUUUUGUUUACAGCUUGCGUUGCAGCUACAUUUUGAUCUCUGUUUCAGGCUCCUUUUAGUGGUUAAAAAACAUGACAUUAAGGACAAGAAAACCGUGGGAACGAUGCCUCAGGCUUUGAUUCUUAUCAAUUUCACAACUAAGCUAAGCAAAUCAACCUCACAACAAAGACAAGUGCACAAUGGAAUGGAUGAUGAAUUGGAGGGUGGAGCAAGGUUCAUGGUUUACUUUUUGUGUAUCUUGUUAUGUUUUUGUUUUUUACUUUUGAAGCAAAAGAUGUGCAAGACUAUAGAAUUUUAUUAUGUAUGCUUUCAAACUCAAGUUAGAACUAAGAACUUUUGAAGUGGACAGUGUCAUGGUUUGAAGUAGCUCGUCUUCAAAUGUAAAAAUACUCAUGGUUUAUCAUAUAUAUUGAAUAUUUUAGA